ACGUUAGUUCGAACGAUCACGUUAAAUAAUCACGUAAAUUCGAUUAUUCGAGUUAAUCGAUCAAAUACUUAGAUCAAUUCGUUAUUUCGUUCGAUCCGAAUAGAUUAAUGGUAGGGUGGAAUGAGUUAGGGUAGGGUAACGUAGGAUAGAGUAGGGAGAAAGGAGGGAGGGAUUUGCAAAGAGAUAACGGAGCGAAAAGCCGGACAUUCGAUAGGAAUUUGGGACGGGUGACCUAGUGUGGUUAGUUGAAUGAGGCGUGCUCGUCUGAUAAUUGCCGAUCAAACAUGAGCGAAACGUCGAACGACAGUGCCGAUGUCGGCUUUUAAAAGUAUUUUCUCCGAUGGCUCUUCGGUAGCUACACGGUUAACGGUUAACGCCUCUAUUCUCGUCUCCUUUUUCAUUGACUCCCGUUUACGACGUCCUAUUGCACUUUUCUCAUUACGGUGUUACCGUCUGCCUUUGCGAUUACAGAUCCAGUUGGCCAUUGUGAGCUCGCGGGAAAAACAUCCCGGUAUCCCGGUGGUUACGUACAUACCUCGAUUAAAUACAGGGGUUGCACUCUCGAGUGCCUCACCGUGGACGCCAACGCGGUAUGCGGUUACGUGUUUUCGUCCUAGCCUGUCUCCUAAUCAAGGGGCUGGCUCGAACAGAGGAGGUGGAAGUAGUCGAGGCGAUUCCAGGCGAGGAAAAGAGAAACGAGAAUUCUGCGUUAAAUCGGCAGGACAACGACAUCAAUAGUUCCGACCAGCUGGCACUUGAGUCAUUGGGAGAAAAGGAUGGGGCUGGAAGUCACUACAAAUCUGGUGGUCUCCGAGGUAAUCCACUUGUUUUGCCACCAGGUCGAGGUGGAAUUGGGAUUGGUCAUUCACGACCUCAUCACAAUGUCGCUUAUCACGGCCCACCACCACCAUUGCCAGCGCACAAGACCCAAGCCGAGGCUAUGGAUAAGAUUUAUACGACCGGUGGAGGUGGUGUUAGCACCGCGGUAGGUGCUGAACCAUGGCCCGCACCAACGCCAGACAUGCCAAAGAUCGUAUCGCUCGACGUAAAGUGCGAGAAAAAUUUAAUGAAGGUCUAUCUUGGCUUUGACAAGCCUUUCUAUGGUAUAGUUUUCAGUAAAGGACACUAUAGUAACGUCAACUGUGUUCAUUUACCUGCUGGACUCGGUCGUACAUCUGUUAACUUUGAAAUAAGCGUACACGCUUGUGGUACCGCUGGCAAUACCGAAAAUGGUCUUUACGGAUAUGGCGCUGGAUCAGGGACCUACUUCGAAAACAUUAUUGUCAUACAAUACGAUCCGCAGGUACAAGAAGUAUGGGACCAAGCACGGAAAUUACGAUGCACUUGGCACGAUCUAUAUGAGAAAUCGGUUACCUUUCGACCAUUUCCAGUCGACAUGUUGGACGUUGUACGUGCAGAUUUUGCUGGGGAUAAUGUUGGCUGUUGGAUGCAGAUACAAGUUGGUAAAGGUCCUUGGGCUUCUGAAGUAUCUGGCUUGGUUAAGAUCGGACAAACUAUGACGAUGGUAUUGGCGAUCAAAGACGAUGAUUCUAAGUUCGACAUGCUAGUAAGAAACUGUAUGGCACACGAUGGUAAACGAGCACCGAUACAGCUUGUUGAUCAAAGGGGUUGCAUAACCAGACCUAAAUUAAUGUCGAGAUUCACCAAGAUCAAGAACUUUGGUGCAUCAGCUUCUGUAUUAUCUUAUGCGCACUUUCAAGCGUUCAAGUUUCCAGAUUCAAUGGAGGUUCACUUUCAGUGUACCAUUCAAAUAUGUAGAUAUCAUUGUCCGGAACAAUGUUCUGAAUCUUCACCGUUACUCGAACCACAAGGACCUGGAUUAUUCGAGAAUCAUCAUCAUCAUCAAUCGAAUGGACCACCUGAUGCUGGAUACGGUUUACCACCUCCUUUACCUAUACCUUUGGAAGCAUACUUGCAAGCAGCUGCUGGUAGACCGAGAGAUGAAAGACGAAGAAAAUCUAGGGAAAUUGUAGCGACUCCUGAAAAAUCUGUAGGUGUCAAUAGAAUUAUAAGAGUCGUAUCGACCGGUGAUCUUACAUUUUCCAUCGAUGAGAACAACGGAGACUUGAAUGGUCCAACAAUGGUUUUUCCUCAAAAGAGUGAAACCACGGCGGGUUCGACGAUGAUCUGCAUGACUACACCUGGAUUUGCGGUGACCCUCGUCGUACUACUUGCGGUAUUACUUUGCUCCUGUAUACUUUCUACUUAUCUCUGCAUACGCCUAAGACCAUUCUCCGGUAAAUCUAGAAAAUCGGUUACGUAUUGCAGCAGAGAACAGAACGGUGGAUCUAAAAAAUCGUCGAGGAUGUGCUUCUACUCCUAGUGUAUCUUCUUCUUGAACGUUCUUAGAAGAAACUAUCUUUUUAACAUUUGGCGAACUAUUGGGACUGAGAAGAUAAUUAAUUGUUUCUUCUUUUUUUUUUUUUUUUUUUUUUUUUUUUUUUAACAUUUGUGCCUUCUAUCAAUUUAGUACAAUUGUUGCAGAUGCGAAUUGAGUUACCGAAACUUCAUAUACCGAAAUACGAAGCUAUCGAUGAAAUAAUAAAAAUUAUCGGACAUCUGGCACAUUGUUUCUUAAGAUUUCGCCACAAGUACGAUCAUUUUUAUUAGAGAUAAUGAUCCUUCAGGAUGAUCUUUAUUUGAUAACUUUAUUGUGUUUCUCAAGAUUAUUAUUCUUCCUUUCCCAUAUUAAUUUGCCAAUUUUUCCCCAGAGGCUAUCGCUUUUCGUAAGCACGGUUUCAUAUAACAUACUUAGUCAUUAUAAAUUAAAAACAAUUAAAAUGUUUUUUAAUUUACAAACAUCAUUAUUCUAUAUCUUGCAUUCAUUA
Messenger RNA from Vespa velutina, 2849 nucleotides. RefSeq lists its product as uncharacterized. The transcript has 3 exons. The record is from RefSeq and is a predicted model, not a curated record. The coding region runs from base 593 to 2344 and encodes 583 amino acids. Lineage: Eukaryota; Metazoa; Arthropoda; Insecta; Hymenoptera; Vespidae.